GUCAAUUGCGCUGCACCGCAUAGCAUCUAGCGCGGGGCAGGCAAGGGCUUGUGGGAGAAAGCGUGUGGCACUGACACUGUGAGCAGGCACGCAAUUGCGUCGCUCCCAGUGUAUCCGCGAUUACAUAAUCCACCGCCUAAUCUGCCCGUCUCGAAUGUUCGGCCUGGUGCUGUCUGGUGACAUUUCAUAUGUCUUGAAAAACACAUCCUUGCACAGAGACGGUAAACAUCUACGUUAUGUCCAACCAGUCAGGAAUCAACUGUUCUGUGGAGCUUGUGGAUGCAUUUAAGGAUUAUGUUGCCGGCUCGGAGCGGGCAUUUUUGAUGUCCAUUGAAGACGAGCGGGUGGUGCCCAAGGGCGUGGUCGCAGGUUCUGGCGACUUGAGACGGGACCUUGAUCUGUUGCAGAAUGCAGUGGCCGACCAGGCGGUGUAUUUAGUGGUGCGCAACGACGACAUAUCGGGUAAAUUCAUAUUCAUCUCGUUUGUGCUGGACAACGCCCCGGUGAGAAGUAAGAUGCUGUAUGCCUCGACGAAAAAUACUGUGAUUAGACAGCUGGGGGUGGAAUUUUUCCACCCAAUUGUGUUUAUUAACGACAAAGAUGAACUGAGUGGGGAUGCGUAUGAGACUCUGCUUGGCACAGAGGGCGCAAAGCCACUAAGCUCAAGCGAGGAGUCGCUGGCUGCAGUGAAGCAGAUGGAGCUGCUAAAUGGGGGUGGUAUCGAGAGACGGAAACAGCAGCUAGUCGGCACCGGUUCAAGCGGACUGAACAUGAGCGUGGAUGGCCACCUGCUGGAUAAUCUUAGAAGGCUGGAUACGGGCCAGACCGCGACGAUUGUCAUCAGCGGGGACGAGCAGUUCCGCGUCGAUGGCACCGCCACUGCUACGGGGCUCGGCGACAUUGCCUCCACAAUCCCCACACAUUCCCCCACGUAUACGGUUGCCCGCUUUGGCAACGGAUACUACUUUGUCUACUGCUGUCCGUCCGGCUCGAGAGUGCGCGACCGCAUGGUGUACGCGUCGAGCAAACAGGGCUUGUUGAACGACCUGAAAAGCGGUGGCAUUGACUUUAUAAAAGUGGUGGAAGUGGGCGACCCAGACGAAAUCGUCGCCGACGAAAGACCCCUGCCGGCCCCUGCUGCCCAAACUUUCCACAAGCCAAGAGGCCCAAGAAGAAGAUAGAGGUAUUUAGUUGUUCUGAUCGGUCCAGAGAGUGUCCUUUGCUGACUCGGAGUUGUACUUGACGAGUUUUUUGCGCUUGCCCGGGUUUUCCACAGCGCUGGUGGUGCGGGCGAGUCUUUUUUUGGUUUUCUUAGCUCCGUAGCUGCCUUUGAGCGUGUUCAUGUCUGUGAAGAUGAUCUGAAACUUGCCCGAGCCGGGCUCUGGCCGUCGGCGCGGUGGCGGCACGGGUUUCUGGUCCUGAAAGAUGCCAAUCACAGGCUCCAUAUUGGACGCCGACUUGACCAGCUGGCACGGCACGCUUUUGAACUGCGACUUCGCCACCGGCGUCGGCGACAUUUGCGGGGCGGGGUUUUGUUUCUGUGCAGAUGCAAGAACAAUCGUCGACGGCGAAGAUUGGUGGUGGUCCUUGAGAGGCGUCUUAAAAUUGCUCGGCGUGUUUGUCUUAGCACUCAGCCGUCUCACGCUCGUGCUUUGCAGCAGCUUCGGCGUAUGGACAAGCUCGUGCAGCGGCGUCUUGAAGUUCGGCGUAUCCAUGUUGGCAAACAGCGGGUGAUUUUCUUUGUUGUCGUUCUCGAUGGCUAGCAGCGCAUUGAGGUCGUACUGGUUCAUGGUGGGCGUGUCGAUAAAGAAGUCCGACAGCUUGAGCGUCUUGUCGGGCGCGGGCGUUCGCAUUUCCUGCGUCUCGAAGUUGCCCGGCGAGGACCCCGGCGCGCGCGUUCGCUCCAUGUUGGUCAUAAACACCUUGUCGAUGUAGGGCGUCCAGCCGGUGCCCGACACCUGCGACGUCGCGGUUGCCGGCGGCGGCGGCUGCACGCUGGCGUCCUCAAAUAGCUGGUCAAACAGUUUGGACGGCGAUGAGCUCAGAUAAUCAUGGCGGGUCAUAGCUGGGGCAGCAAACAAGGGUCUGUUUACUGUUUCACAAGCAAAAAUUAGGUAAACAAAUAAUUUGAUCGUGCUCCAAGCCACAGGAGGAGCGGAAGGUUAGAAUGCUGCGCCACACGCAAAAAAUAAGUAAACAAAUGCCUAGGGACCCGGAGUACACCGAUUACACGGAGGAGACGGCAGAAGAUGACUCCGUGGGGGCCGAGGACCAGAAUGCCCGCCC
Molecule: messenger RNA, 2286 nt
Organism: Ogataea polymorpha
Lineage: Eukaryota; Fungi; Ascomycota; Pichiomycetes; Pichiales; Pichiaceae
Exons: 2
Coding region: 237-1181 (314 amino acids)
Biological process (GO): barbed-end actin filament capping; actin filament depolymerization
Cellular component (GO): cytoplasm; actin filament
Molecular function (GO): actin filament binding; actin monomer binding
Source: RefSeq, a predicted model, not a curated record